Aureococcus anophagefferens is the source of this 1095-nucleotide messenger RNA. RefSeq lists its product as hypothetical. The transcript has a single exon. The coding region runs from base 1 to 1095 and encodes 364 amino acids. Lineage: Eukaryota; Pelagophyceae; Pelagomonadales; Pelagomonadaceae. The record is from RefSeq and is a predicted model, not a curated record. Gene Ontology annotation, molecular function: oxidoreductase activity.
AUGGCAAAGCACAAUCUGCGGCGCGCGCCGCUCGUGCUCGCAUGGAUGGCCUUGCAAGCCCGGGGCCUCGCGGAGCGGCGGCGCGUGCUGCAGGGCGGCGGCUGCGCAGCGGCCGCAUCGCUCUGGCCCGGCGGCGCCGCCGCCGCCGCGCCGCUGCCGACCUGGGACCUGGGCAACGGCGUCGCGAUGCCGACGCUGGCCCUGAACACCGUCGGGCUCACCGUCGAGUCGACGGAGCGCGCGGUGCUCGCGGCGCUCGACGCCGGCGUCUCGCACGUCGACUUCCACCCGGGCGUCGAGCGCGACGGCGUCGCGCGCGCGCUCCGGCGGGCGCCGCGGGGCUCGCUCUUCCUCACGACGAAGGUGCAGUCGCAGCAGGGGAACCCGGGCGUCAGUCCCGCGGCGGCCGCGGACCUGUGCCGCCGGCAGAUCGACGCCGACCGGCGCGCGCUCGGCGUCGACGCAUUGGACAUGUGGCUCGUCCGCGAUUCUCCGAACUGCGACGUCGUGCGGAGCCAGUGGGCCGUGCUCGAGGACGCGCGGCGGCGGGGGGCCGUGCGGGCCAUCGGCACGGUCAACUUCUGCGAAGCGCAGCUCGACUGCCUCCUCGCGACGGCGGACGUCGCGCCCGCGGUCAACUACUACAUGCUGCACGUGGGCAUGGGCGCCGACGCGCACGGGCUCCGGUCCCACGGCGAGGCGCGCGGCGUCCGGACCUUCGCCUACGGCGCGCUGGGGGAACCGGGGCCGAGCGCCGACCUCCUCGCGGACGGCCCCCUCGCGCGCGUCGGUGCCAAGUACGGCAAAUCGCCCGAGGAGGUCGCGGUGCGCUGGCUCACGCAGAUCGGCGUCGCCGUGUCCGCGCGGCCGACGACGCGCUUCGGCCUCGGCGUCAGCGCCUGCGACGGCGACGGCUCCUGCGCGGCCGGGCUCCGCAAGCGCGCGGCGACCUUCGACUGGACCCUGUCCAAGGCCGACGUCGCGGCGCUCUCGAAGCUCGCGGCGCCGGACUCGCCGACGCCCGCGCUCUUCUCCAAGGCCUGCAACCCGGACCUGGGCACGGGCAGCGCCAGGGACCCGCUCCGCGUGCUCUAA